This is a messenger RNA of Oryza brachyantha (malo sina), 982 nucleotides long. RefSeq names its product cell number regulator 10-like. The transcript has 4 exons. NCBI's taxonomy places the organism in Eukaryota, Viridiplantae, Streptophyta, Magnoliopsida, Poales, Poaceae. The coding region runs from base 52 to 630 and encodes 192 amino acids. The record is from RefSeq and is a predicted model, not a curated record.
UCUCAAGUAGGACGUCUCACCAACCAGCUAGUUAGUCAAACUUCCACGCCCAUGGAGGGCAGCAUGUAUCCUCCGGCGUCCAAACUGGAGGGCGAGUCGUCGUCGGCGGCGGCGGCGGCGGCGGAAGGGGAGCCGGUGACCGGCAUCCCCGUGGGCAUGUUCUACCCUGCUCCGCCGAUGGAGCGUGUGGUGUCCUGCCGCGUGGGGCCGGCCGGAGGUGCGUGGACCACCGGCCUCUGCGAUUGCUCCGACGACUGCAACACAUGUUGCAUGGCGUGCUGGUGCCCCUGCAUCCCAGUCGGGCAGAUCGCGGAGAUCGUCGACAAGGGCUCAUCAUCAUGCCCGUUGAACGGGGUGUUGUACUGCUUGGUGUUCCACGUGUCGGGGGGGAUGUGCCAGUGGCUGUACCCGUGCGCCUACCGUGCGAAGCUGCGGGCGGCGUACGGGCUGCCGGAGACGCCCUGCUCCGACUGCGUCGUCAACUUCUGCUGCCAGACCUGCUCCAUUGCUCAGAUGCACCGGGAGCUCCAAAACCGCGGCUACGACCCAUCCCUUGGAUGGGAGGUCAACUCGCGGAGGAUGAUGGUGACUCCUCCCCAACACCAAGCGAUGGAAGGAAUGACUCGCUAGCUUAUAUCAAAAUUAAACCCAUCGCUGUUCAUCUCGACCAAUUAAGCAAUACACAAGCUAUCUAUUAUUACACGCGUGUGCUACCAUUUAAUUUCUGUAAACCCCAUGUAUGUACAGGAAUAUAAAAUGGCAAUACAUAUAUAGCCGUUUCACCUUCAAUUUUGUAGUCAUAUUUCAUUAUCUUCCGUGUCAAGUUGUAAUCGAAAAAACUAUGUUAAUUACCGGUCUGUUGGAGUACGAAAUUUGUUUCCACAAUCAUGCUAGAUGGGACUUUACAUUCUCACGGAUAUAUAAUGGUUGUACAUUAUUCUGUAUAUCUUUUUAACAAAAUAAACCAGAUCAAGACCCAGCA